Molecule: messenger RNA, 2103 nt
Organism: Phytophthora infestans T30-4
Lineage: Eukaryota; Oomycota; Peronosporomycetes; Peronosporales; Peronosporaceae
Product: long-chain-fatty-acid-CoA ligase, putative
Exons: 1
Coding region: 1-2103 (700 amino acids)
Cellular component (GO): membrane; endoplasmic reticulum
Molecular function (GO): long-chain fatty acid-CoA ligase activity
Source: RefSeq, a predicted model, not a curated record
AUGCCGACACCUCUGGGGUACUCUAAAGUGUUGUUGGGCACGGAGACGGCCGCAACGGGGCCUAUCUACCGCUCACUGGCGGAUGCUCGAGAUCCAGUUCUUCAAGAUCCUGCAAACCCCGACGACCCGUUCGUGGGACUCACUCGACCAGAAGGUCCAAGCUUGUACCACAACUUCAUUCGCACUGCACAGACAAACGGAUCUCUUCCAUGUAUGGGUGUCCAACCCCUUGUUGAUGGCGCUGUCCAGCCGUUCACGUGGCUAACGUACGAACAAGUGAGCGAUCGGAUCACAAAUAUCGGCGCUGGAAUGAUGCACUUGGACUUGUUGCCUCGAAUUGGUGGGGAGAAUGGAGACCGGAUGCUUGCGAUAUACAUGAAGAACUCUAUCGACUGGGUGCUGGUCGAACAUGCAGCAUACGCAUACAACGCCAUCGUCGUUGCUCUCUACGACUCCCUUGGACCCGACUCGACCCAGUUCAUCCUCAAUCAGACAGAGAUUGCGACAAUCGUCUGUACUGCCGCUGAGCUGCCCAAACUUACACAAGUUUGCUCCAGGUGCCCGAACCUCAAAAACGUUGUCAUAUCUGGUGGAUGCAUUGGAGACGCACAGUUUGAAGUCGAGUGUAAGGUCCGUGAAGCUGGGAUAAACGUAUUGCACUUAGAAGUUGUUGAGACAGAGGGACAAAAGCAUCCCGUCACUACGGAACCCCCGAAUGGCGAUGAUGUGGCCACCAUCAUGUACACUAGUGGCACCACAGGAGACCCGAAAGGUGCCAUGAUGACACACAAAGCCAUCCUCUGCGGCUGUAAAGCUGUUAAAGAUUUCGUGACUGCAGGUGGACAUGCGCUCAACACGGAGAGUGUGUAUUUAUCCUAUCUUCCUCUGGCUCAUAUUCUUGAACGAACAGCUCUGGUACAUUCUUUCAGUGUGGGGAGUCGAGUGGGGUUCUCGCAGAAUAACCCACUCAAGCUGGUGGACGACAUCAGAGCUUUACGUCCAACUGUCUUCAUCACGGUCCCUCGGUUACUUAACCGGAUCUACGACUCCAUCACUGCUAAAAUGUUAAACGGGAAAAAAUCCCUUGCCUACUUGUUCACUACGGGAGUUCGGACAAAGUUGCGUCGUCUACGACGGUACGGCAUCACGACUCACGUGUUCUGGGACCGCUUGCUCUUCCGGAAGAUCAGAGCUGGCCUUGGACUCGAUCGAUGUGAGUUUAUCAUCUCUGGAUCAGCCCCGCUAGCCCCAGAAGUGCUAGAUUUCUGUCGAAUUGCUCUCUUGGCUUCUGUCGUGGAAGGUUACGGCCAGACAGAGACUUGUGGCGGUGUUACUGCCACACCGUUUGAGGAUUUAUCGACCGGCUUCGUUGGUACACCAAAUACUGCCGCGGAGAUACGUUUGGAAUCUGUGCCAGAUAUGGGUUAUUUAGUGACGGAUAGAACUCACGGAGAAGGGGCUUCCGCGGUUCCUUGCAUGGGCCGAGGAGAGAUUUGUGUGCGGGGGCCUCUAUUAUUUAUGGGAUACUACAAACAACCAGACAAGACGGCGGAAGCAAUGGAUGCUGACGGGUGGCUACACACGGGUGAUAUCGGAUUAUGGUCACCGUUUGGCCAAUUACGCAUUAUCGACCGGAAGAAGAAUAUUUUCAAGCUCUCACAGGGUGAAUACGUGGCUCCAGAGAAGAUCGAAAACGUCCUGGUCACGUGUCCGAGCAUCGCACAAGUCUUUGUGGCGGGUGACAGCUUCCACUCGCACGUCGUUGGUAUUAUUGUGCCGGACGAACCAGCGAUCCGUUUGGCCGCGAAGCUAAAUGGCUUGAUGAAUGCCACCUUUCGUGAACUCUGCGAUCACGACGUGGUGAGAAGUACCAUAAAGAAGGAGAUCGAAGAAGCCUCCAAGCGCGCGAAACUUGCUGGCUUCGAGCGCGUGCGUGAGAUCUACCUGCACCACGAUCUCUUUUCAGUCGACAAUGAACUGUUGACUCCUACGUUCAAGCUUCGUCGAGCAGAUGCCCAGAAGUGCUUCAAGAACGAAAUCGACCACAUGUACGUGCUCACAGGCGAUAGCGUGGUCAAGACGGCGAUCCCUGAUUUAAACUAG